UACGGUUUUGAUCAAAUAUUUUCGUCUUCAGAGUAUUUCGGACCUAUCAACAAUGCCGGACAAUUUGGGCACGAGGCCUGUCAAAGUUAUGAGGUCUCGAAUCAAGAAAAUGUGCCCGUUUUAAAAGAGAUAAUUUAUUUAAAUGCCAUCCCUGGAGAAAUUCCGUCAACCGAAUAUAGUAAAAACACUUGGGUCUCAGAGUUAGAGACCGUUCCAUCUAACAGUGUUGUUGAUGCACGUACCGUCUAUGCUUCGGAAAACAUAAAAAUCCCUCCCGUUUUGCCUGAAACCAUCGCAAAUUUCCAAUGCUCAGAAUGUAGCAUAUCUACUAGCUGUGAGUGCCAGCUUGUUUUGCAUAGACUUCUCAAUCAUUCGACACCAGAAUUGCUUAAGGAUCUAUCGUGUCACAUCUGUGGAAAAAAAUUCUCAAGGGCGUCUGCAUUCAAAGGACAUUUGUCUCUCCAUCUUGAACUCACUGUUCCAGUAUCGUCAAACCAAUACCGCUGUCGCCUAUGUGGGGCAAAUCAUUCAUCGCUCACCCAACUUCGAAUGCAUUACAGACAAAAGCACCCUAAAAAGCACGAUCAGACUCGCGACCGCAGCUGCAAUCCUGCGCCGUCCGUUCUUUUUGAUCAGUUUGAUUACUCCCAACAUAUAAAGAAAAUUACCCAGUCAAAGAACAAGCAUGUAUUUCUUUGUAACGUGUGCAACAAGAAGCUUGCCUCCAUAACUACAGCUAAAGCUCAUGUAUUGGUUCAUUUUGGGUUUAAACCCUUCUCUUGUCCUGUUUGUUCCAAGUCUUUUACUCAAAAAGGAUCGGUAGAGACUCACAUGGCAGUUCAUAACGCCGCGAAAAAGCUUUCGUGCCCUUUUUGUCAACGCAGGUUUACAUUCAAACAAAAUCUCGACGUUCAUGUUUCAAGAUAUCAUAAUAAGUCGAAAAAGGUGGCGUGCCCUGACCAGCGCUCGCCUGCGAGCCACUCAUUUAUGAUAGCCUACAAAUCACUGUCGGCCUCCCUGCUCUCUACCAUUCUUAUUUUUUUGUGUAUGUUUACUAGUUUUGCGAGCCGCCGCUUCGCAUGCCGCUAUUGUUUUAUGACAUUUUCUAGUCUUUCAACUCUCAGCUGUCACCAGUUAUUACAUUUCACGAGGAAUGGUUCUUCGGAUUCUUAUGCAUUGAAAAUUGAAAAAAAGCUCAAGUCCAGGCGCUUGAAAUUGUAUUCAGAUAGAUACAAGUAUGGAAGUCACCCUCGCCUUUUUUCUUUCUUAGAACAGGGAAUGGCAGAUAAUUUACGGAAACGCCUUCCGGUUUCGGUUCUAUCUGGUGACAGGUGUUCUUGUUGUUCGCAUUGUGGGUUAAAACUUAGCAGUAAACGCGCAUUUUUGUGUCAUCAAAAAAACCACAACAUCCGCCGAAAGCGUCGCCUGGGUCAACUUUCUAGUCUUGCGGCGCUCCUAGAUAGCAAGCAACCGGUUUCUUCGUGCCCAUGGUGUUCGAGGAUUUUCACAACCAAGGGCUGUGCCAAGUUACACUUCGUAGCCCACUUCUUAGUUGAUACAUUUCUUUGCAAGAAGUGUGGUCGUCGAUUUACCAGUGGAGCUUUGUGUAAACGGCAUAUGAGACAAAAACAUGCAUGUGAGCGUGACUCCCGGAGCUAUCCAGUCGACAAAACUCAAGCAACAGAGGGUGGCUCUUCAUCCAAGGAGCGUCCACACGUCUGCACCGUGUGCUCCUUCCGUUUCCAGCGCAGUUCUGACCUGCACCGCCACAUGUUCCUUCACACCGGUGUUCGCCCGUACGGCUGCAAGUUCUGCAACCGUCGCUUCAUCCUGCCCCGGCGCCUGCUGGCCCACGCGGGCGCCACCGGCAGUCUCCACUCCCACAUGCGGAUCCACACGGGCACCAAAAAGUACGCCUGUUCGCACUGCUCCCUCUCCUUCCGCACGCCUGUGCAGCGGAAGCGACAUCUCGCGGUGUGCGCAAAAAAGCCAAGCCAGGCCCCACUUCUCCAGCCCAGUUCCCUCUUUCUUCCCGACACAGAUCUCGAUGCUACACCGUCUGGAUCACAUUUCGACUUGAACCACUACUUAACUGACUUCCAGCAACUGACCGGUUUUAAGGAACUCCUAGCUUCUGACAAUGCAAGUCGCACUCCACCACCACCUCCUCCUCCUCCUCCUCCUCCCCCUUCUCUUACCUCUGCACAGAAGUAUGUUAAACUUGAUAGUGAAACCACGUACCCGUCGUGUUACACGAGCUACUUUCAGUGCAAGCAAUGCCUGCAAAGUUUUCCGACGAACAAGGCCUUUUUGAAUCACCAUUGUGCAUCCAAGGCUGUGUCUCCAAGAACUCUCCACCAGCUGGAAAAAAAAGCAACAGAGGUGCCUUCGAAUGCUCAGAAACGAGGGAGUCAUGUGUGUUCCACGUGCGGUAAGGUGUUUCCGCGCAGCACGGACCUCAGGCGGCACGAGAGGAUGCACACCGGGGAGACGCCGUUCGGGUGCAAUUUGUGCGGGGCGAGGUUUUCGCAGAGUGGGAGUCUUCGACUUCAUCAAAAAACCCACGAAGAAUCCAGGCGGCAGUUUCGGUGUCGAGUCUGUUCGGCCGCCUUCUUCCAACGCAGCAAUAUGCUCCGGCACAUGGCUCAGGUUCACAACCAACCCAGUAAAACUUGA
Mesocestoides corti is the source of this 2676-nucleotide messenger RNA. The record is from the annotation of a GenBank genome assembly. NCBI's taxonomy places the organism in Eukaryota, Metazoa, Platyhelminthes, Cestoda, Cyclophyllidea, Mesocestoididae.